AUGUAUGACAACAUCUCUGAUUUCACAAGAUAUGAUGACGACCAUGACCCCGAACAUGGUGAAGAAGAAGUUUUACAAACAUCCAUUAAGACAGGAAAGGUUUUAACUCAAAGUCUCAUUAUUGACACCAAAGAUGGCGAAGUGGACGUUCUUCAAGAGCUGAAGAAAAAUACUUCUUCGGGAGGUGGUGGUAGGCAUGAACUUGAAAUAAAUGAGAUAGAAGAGAAAUUAGCCGAAAAAGCAGAUAAAGAACAUAAACACAAUAUCUCCGAUAUAAAUGAACUUCAAGCUACAUUAAAUAGUAAAGCGGACAAAAAUGAACUUGACGCAAUGAACAAAGUUUUGAAAUCUCAUAAACACAACAUCUCCGAUAUAAAUGAACUUCAAGCUACAUUAAAUAGUAAAGCGGACAAGAACCAUGUUCAUUAUAUAACUUCAGACGAACAGAUUAUAACGGACUACCAUGGAUAUUUAACACGAAGUGAUGAAGCGAAGACAAAAAAUGUUAAUGAAAGAAGAUAUAAAUACAUUCGUGCUAAAGGUUAUGACAUAAGCUGUACUGUACAGUAUGAUGUAGCUAAAGCACCAGAAGCAUUUGGUUAUACCGGUGAAAUUUAUGCCUCUACUUUCAAUGUUAACGGUGUAUUAGUUGAACCAAGAUUUAUGUUAAGAGUUAAGGCAAAAAUAACGUUUGAAGAUGCUAUUAAAAGUAAAGCUGACAAAGUUGAACUCGAAGCAACGAACAAAGUUUUGAAAUCUCAUAAACACAACAUCUCCGAUAUAAAUGAACUUCAAGCUACAUUAGACA
Molecule: messenger RNA, 808 nt
Organism: Trichomonas vaginalis G3
Lineage: Eukaryota; Parabasalia; Trichomonadida; Trichomonadidae
Product: keratin-associated protein family
Exons: 1
Source: RefSeq, a predicted model, not a curated record